Messenger RNA from Schistosoma haematobium, 2502 nucleotides. RefSeq lists its product as uncharacterized. The transcript is spliced from 6 exons. Lineage: Eukaryota; Metazoa; Platyhelminthes; Trematoda; Strigeidida; Schistosomatidae. Bases 1 to 2502 code for a protein of 833 amino acids. Gene Ontology annotation, molecular function: hydrolase activity, hydrolyzing O-glycosyl compounds. The record is from RefSeq and is a predicted model, not a curated record.
AUGAAAUCGACAAGAUCUUCAAAGCAACAUAAACUUCUUGGAGACUUUAUGAACGUUCUAAUUGAUGCACUCUUACGUUUGUCAUGGAUAAUGAUAUUACUACCAAAAUUCUUCCAUUCACAAGCUCAUGCAAAAGUCACCAUUGACGAUGAUACUGGUUACUUUGUUGAUCCACAAGGAUUUAUUAAAUUAUUUCAUGGAAUCAACUGUGUGCAUAAAGUCGCACCAUUUUACUUUCCAAAACUACUUGACCCUCAUUCAUUCAGAGUACUUAGAGAUUGGGGAAUUAAUGUUAUACGAUUAGAAUUCAACUGGAUAGCAUUAAAACCACAGGAAAACGAAAUCAGUCGAGAGUACUUAGAUAUCAUUGAAACGAUUAUCGACAAUGCUGGAUUAUAUGGAGUUUAUAUCAUCAUUGAUUUGCAUCAAGAUGGAUUAUCGAAACGUCUAGGUGCAAUUGAUGCUGUGCCUAAUUGGUUUAUGGAUAAAAUAAAGCGACCACCAUAUUUAUUUCAAUACCCUUGGCCACUAACGAAAGAUCCAAGUAAAAGCCAAUGGUUUCUAACGUACGCCACAUAUGAGAGUGCACAUGUAUUUGAAAGUAUAUAUAAAAAUGUUUCAGGAAUAUGGAAUUAUUUUGCAGAAUAUUGGAUGAUAACAACUAGUCGUUUCGGGAAGAAAGAUAAUGUUUUAGGUUAUAAUUUGAUAAAUGAACCACCACCUGGAAAUUUUUAUUUAAAUCCAUUCCUUCUUUUGCCUAAUAAUGCAGGUCACAGUCUCUUAUCAUUUUAUGAUUAUUUGGUAAAUGUUAUUCGCCAAACAGACAAGAAUACAUUGAUAUUUUACGAGAGUGUAACUUAUGGAAUAUAUUUUCCAUUUGUUAAUGGAAUACCUGGUACUGGUAUCCAACGUGUUCCCGGUUUAUUACAAGAUGAGACGGCCAGAAAGAAGAGUGUAUUAUCUUAUCAUUACUACUGUUGGUUAUUGGAAUCGACACCAUCUACAGAGAAUAUGCCAUCAUGGAAACGAUAUUUGUGUGAUAAACUUCUCUUGAAUUAUGCAUUCAAUAAUGCGAGAAGUAUAGUUAAAUACACUGGUGGAGGACGGUUUUUAACAGAAUUCGGUCUGUGUCUUCCUGAUGGCAAUCCAGAUUCAAUAAAUACGGUUGAAUGUAACGCUGUGAUGAGUGCAGCCGACAGGAACUUCGAAUCCUGGACUUAUUGGGACGGAAAUGAAUUAUUUCCCAACUUAAUUGUAGACAACAUUUCCUUGAGAUCAUUCAGUCGUACAUAUCCACAAUCAACUGCCGGUCAACCUGUCAAACUGAGAUUCGAUGUCGAUUCAGGUGUGUUUUAUUAUGCUUUUGUACCCACACAGAAGUAUUGUACAAACGUGGACGCAGCAUUGUUAGUUGCAGAGAUUUUUGUUCCAAUGUCGAUUCAUUAUCCAUAUGGAGUGAGAACCCGUUUUGUACCAGAACAAUUAUAUUAUAAAAUGUAUGAAAAUAAUACUAAUUUAAUGUUUGUCUAUGCACCGUGUACGUUGAUCAACACAAAUAUUGAACUUAUGGAAAUAACGAUCAUACCAAACCAAACACAAUAUAAGCAUUCAGACAACAAUUAUAGCCAUUUACCAACUUAUUCGAAAUCUGUAUCAAUAUUAUCGACAAGAUCUUCAAAGCAACAUAAACUUCUUGGAGACUUUAUGAACGUUCUAAUUGAUGCACUCUUACGUUUGUCAUGGAUAAUGAUAUUACUACCAAAAUUCUUCCAUUCACAAGCUCAUGCAAAAGUCACCAUUGACGAUGAUACUGGUUACUUUGUUGAUCCACAAGGAUUUAUUAAAUUAUUUCAUGGAAUCAACUGUGUGCAUAAAGUCGCACCAUUUUACUUUCCAAAACUACUUGACCCUCAUUCAUUCAGAGUACUUAGAGAUUGGGGAAUUAAUGUUAUACGAUUAGAAUUCAACUGGAUAGCAUUAAAACCACAGGAAAACGAAAUCAGUCGAGAGUACUUAGAUAUCAUUGAAACGAUUAUCGACAAUGCUGGAUUAUAUGGAGUUUAUAUCAUCAUUGAUUUGCAUCAAGAUGGAUUAUCGAAACGUCUAGGUGCAAUUGAUGCUGUGCCUAAUUGGUUUAUGGAUAAAAUAAAGCGACCACCAUAUUUAUUUCAAUACCCUUGGCCACUAACGAAAGAUCCAAGUAAAAGCCAAUGGUUUCUAACGUACGCCACAUAUGAGAGUGCACAUGUAUUUGAAAGUAUAUAUAAAAAUGUUUCAGGAAUAUGGAAUUAUUUUGCAGAAUAUUGGAUGAUAACAACUAGUCGUUUCGGGAAGAAAGAUAAUGUUUUAGGUUAUAAUUUGAUAAAUGAACCACCACCUGGAAAUUUUUAUUUAAAUCCAUUCCUUCUUUUGCCUAGUAAGUUUCAAGUAUGCAAUAUUUUAGUAGUAUUGUUUUUGAACAUUUUUAUCAUAUUGCUUUAUUCAUUAUUUCAUGUCUUUUGA